Molecule: messenger RNA, 5070 nt
Organism: Lampris incognitus (smalleye Pacific opah)
Lineage: Eukaryota; Metazoa; Chordata; Actinopteri; Lampriformes; Lampridae
Gene: cep170bb
Product: centrosomal protein 170Bb
Exons: 18
Coding region: 1-5070 (1689 amino acids)
Molecular function (GO): protein binding
Source: RefSeq, a predicted model, not a curated record
AUGAGUGUGACCUCCUGGUUCCUGGUGAGCAGCUCUGGGACUCGCCACCGUCUGCCCAGAGAGAUGAUUUUCGUGGGCCGGGAGGACUGUGAGCUCAUGUUACAGUCUCGCAGUGUGGACAAGCAGCAUGCCGUCAUCAACUACAGUCCUGCCACAGAUGAGCACCUGGUGAAAGACCUGGGCAGCCUCAACGGGACCUUCGUGAAUGACCUGCGGAUCCCAGACCAGACCUACAUCACCCUCAAGCUGUCCGAUGUUAUCCGCUUCGGAUAUGAUUCCCAUGUGUACGUCCUGGAGAAGAGUCAACACAAGGUGCCAGAGGAGGCUCUGAAGCAUGAGAAGUACACCAGCCAGCUGCAGAUGGGUCUGAACAGAGAUCAGAGGGCGGAGCCGCCAGACGAGCGGCCCCGGCACGACAAAGCAGAGCGGAGCAGGACCGGCAGCCAGGGCCCAGUGUGUCGUCCCACUCCUCUGUAUGGCCAGCCGUCCUGGUGGGGAGAGGAAGAUGAUGGGAGGAAGGAUUCAAGUGCUGACAUUCAGAGAGAAGAAGAACUGCAUGCAGAAAUCCAAAGAGACGUCUCGUCUUUGGACCCAGAGGUCAAUGGACUGCUGACAGAUUACAGAGAUUCUCAGUCCAAGGAAAUCUUCCCAUAUCACCGAGAACCGAGCUACUUUGAGAUCCCAACAAAAGAUUUCCAGACGCACCCAAAAACCUUGGCAGUGGAGCUUCACGAGAUUCCGACCAAGGACACAGACAUGCCCCCCGCCCCGGCCUCCCCUCCCACCCCCACACCUCCUGUGGUGCAAAGCCACGCCUCCUUCACUAUCGAGUUUGAUGACUGCAUGCCUGGAAAGAUCAAGAUCAAGGAUCAUGUGACCAAGUUCUCUUCCCGCCAACGGAAGCAGACUGUUCCUACCAAAAACACGGUAACCACGCCCACAGAGGUGAUGUCAGCUGAGAGCAAGGUAGCUGAUUGGCUAGUGCACAGUGAUGUCAGCAUGAUGAGGAGGCGUCCAACGUGUGACGAUGUUUACAGCACCAAGAGUGACCUUGCCAUGAACGCCAAGACCCUGAAAGGCCACCAUCAUGAGGACGGGACCCAAAGCGACUCAGAAGACCCCAUCCUGCAGGGGAGGAGGAGCAAAUCUCACCACUCCGUCCAAUCAGAGCAGUCGGAGCGGUCACAGAAGACGGUGCAAUCAGGUCAGUCGAUGAACAUCCAGAAGUCUGCUCCACUGCAGAAACUCCACCAACCGCUGCAGUACUCUCCUCCCAGACUUACCAUGUCCGGCCCCGCAGCCCCUCAGAGCACUCAGUCCCUGCCAACAGACAUUCCUAAGCCAGGGCCCCCGGAGCACCUCACCCAGCAGGCCUUCAUUAUUGAGUUCUUUGAUGACAACCCGCGCAAGAAACGCUCCCAGUCCUUCACCCAUAAUCCUGCCCAUGCUGAUUCCUACUCUGCCCUCAAGGCCAAACUGGAGAGAAGGAAAGGCGGGGAGAGGCCGGUAUCCAUGCAUGGUCAUAUUCCCACCACCCAGCAGGUGACAGUGCCGCUGAAGGCUCAGGGCCCCGGUGGUCCUCAGAGGUUCAGCUCUCUGAAGAGGGAGAAGACGGAGGGAGAGAGCACCUCCUGUCGCUCUUCCUCGGGAAUCAUCAUCAGACCCUUCGGCAGUGUUGGAAAGAAGUCUAAGCUGGCCCAGGAGUUCGCCACAGAGUUCCUGAAGGAUUCUGGUGGUGGGGCACCAUCGCCGCCCCCAAUGUCUGCUCCACCUGUUAUGGUUUCGCCUGGCCGCACCCACAUCCCCUCCCCCCAGGACGCCCCCAUCCCCACUUCAAUCUCCUACCCCUCCUCUCCUGUACAGCCUCCUGCCCCUUCCCAACCCGACGUCCCCACCACAGCCCCCCUACUUCUCCCCACAGCCUCUGACCUGACUGCCUUUCCGGUCCACUCCUCUGGACCCCACAAUUUGCCCACGUUACCCCCGGGUGUCCAUGGGUUGGAUCCCAAAGGUUCAUCAAGGGUGGUGCGGACAGAGGAGGACGACAGCCUGAGCGAUGCAGGGACCUACACCAUUGAGACGGAGUGUCAGGAUAAGGAGGUGGAGGAGGCUCGUAACAUGAUUGACCAGGUGUUUGGAGUCCUGGACUCUCCUGAGUACAGUGGGGUGAACACAGGAGUGUACAGGCCUGUAAUACAUGAUGGUAAAAUGGAGCAGACUGGCCUCCUCGGUGAUGUUAACACUGUGGAUCCAAUGCAUGGCUUUAUCCCAACCACAACUGGUCCCAUGCAGGUACCAUCUGCUACUACAGUGACCCUAGAAGGACCGCGAUGGGUGUCCCGUUGGGCUAGUCUUGCCGACAGCACUGCUGGUUCUGGUUCUACUCCUCCUCAGGGGGACUUUGUAGACGAUGGUCAUUUCCUAAGUAGGUCCAUGGUGAACCCCAGCUUCGAUCUAUCCGAAUCAGAGUCAAGCAACAGCUCUCGGACCAGACGGCUGCUCCCACAGGUUCCGCCUGCAGACAAGUCAGAAAGUCUGAUGCCCAGCAUCCUGAUUCGCCAUGAAUCUUUCCCCAGCCACCAAGCGGUGGACAGCCCAUCUGCUGCACCUCGCCAGCAGGAGUCCACCAUGAGGCUAAGCGUGCAGGAUGAUGUGGACCCAGACAGCCUGAGCGACACCAGCCGUUCUGAUGAUGGAUCCAUCUUGGAACGAAACAGAAGGAGUCAGGUCCGAGCUGGAAUGGCUGCUGUCUCUCCAGAGGUCAGAGGUCAGGAGAAGUUGUCUCCCUCCACCAAAUCCACUUCCUUCUACAUUGGUUCUGAAGACAUUUCAGGUAAAUCAGACCAGGCACGAAGCCCAGUACAGUCCGAGAAGGGGCGUGACCCUCCAGCCAAAACUCCUCCCACCACCGUCCUGAUCCGACACCUGAGUGGCCAUGAACCCCGAAGGGCGGGCGUCAAGCCCAAUAGCUCUGCCCCAAACCUCCAGACACAGGACAAAGACUUGUUCCCCACUAAAGAUGUCUGUGUUUCCUCCUCCUCCUCCUUUGUCAGGCAGGAGAGCUUCACUAAAGACAGGCCCAGUGACAGUGUUCAGAUGAAGCGGCUGCCUCACAUCUCCAGCCAGCCAUCCAUUAGAGAUAUGGAGCAGAGGAGGGACAGUACACAGGAAACUCCCUCCUUCCUGAAGGAAGCAGAGGUGAUUCACUCCUCUCUGGACAGCAAGCUGCCCUCCUCUGGCUCAGGACAUAGCUCAAAGAAAGGCGGCUCCUCCAGUCAUGUGGACGACUCACUCUCUGGCGAAUCAGACGUAGACACAGCGAGCACCGUUAGCCUGCUCAGUAAUAAGAAUCUGCCGGUCACCUCCACCCACAAAAAGCGCCCAGCCAUCAGCAGCCUUCAGAAGGAGAAGUCCUCUUCCAGUCCAUCCAUCCAGGAGAAGGGUCGGCAGCUCACCGCCCGUGAGCGUCUGUCUGAGAAACGGCGAAACCAGGCAGCUGGUGAUGCAUCUAUCAAGGCAGAGGCAGCCAAACGCUUCCAGAUGAGGCGCAGUGCUGGUAAUCGUGGCUCUCUGGACCUUUCUGACGGUCAGCCAAGUUCUGGUCAGCACUGGACUGACACUGCUUCAUCAGACCAGGAAGCCAGCACCCGUCCUUCCAGCCGCAGUAAGAAAGUUGUGCUUCCUCCUCAGAAAGAAGAGAAUGGGAAGACUCCAAAGACUGCCACGCAACAGGUUCUGACCCGUUCCAACAGCCUGUCAGCACCUCGCCCCACCCGUGCAUCCAUGCUUCGCAGAGCUCGGCUGGGGGAGGCAUCUGAUAAUGAAGGUGCUGACACCGACCGGGGGUCACAGAACUCGGACCAUGUCAUCGCUCCAUCUAAAUUGUCUGCUGAGGGAAAGAAGCUGUCGAGGUUAGACAUCCUUGCCAUGCCCAGGAAGAGAACAGGCUCCUUUACAGCUCCCAGUGACACCGAGGCAUCUUCAGCAAGCCGGCCUGGCAUUUCAAACCGGACCUCAGAGCCCAUAGUCCCAACCAGGAAGACAUCAGUGGGUGAAGCCCGACAGACAGCCACACGAGGCAAGCAACCGGUCUCGAGAACUAGGUCCAAUGGAGUCAAAUACCCUAGUACGGGUGAGUACAAAAGGAGGCAAAAAGGGUCCGAUUACUCCUCUUCCUCUGAGGAGGAGUACGAGACCAAAUGCUCCUCCCACACCUCCACCUCCACCCAGACCCCCCGUGGCCAGAGGACUGCUGCCAGUCGCUCCAAAUCCGUUUCUGUGGAAACAGAGGAGGACGAGGCCCAGAGUGAGGUGGACCCCUACCAGAACUGGACCACACACAGCGCUGAGAUUGCCAAACUCAGUCAGGACCUGGCCAAGGACCUGGCCAUCCUGGCCCAGGAGAUCCACGACGUGGCAGGAGAUGGAGACAUGGCUACCAGCACCUCCCCUAGCUCUAUGCCCAAUACACCAGCCUCCCCCAUCUCUGCCCGGGAGGAGCUGGUCCAACAUAUCCCAGAGGCCAGCUUAAACUACCAGAAGGUUCCACCAGGUUCCACUGCUGGUUUGGACCUGGACACAAACAUGAAUGAGCCGCAGCCCGGUUCUAAGCAGCGCCGUCCAUGGAACCGUGAAGAGGUGAUUCUGGACAACCUGAUGCUGAAUCCUGUCUCUCAGCUCUCACAGGCCAUCCGUGAAAACACAGAACAGCUGGCCGAAAAAAUGAAGGUUCUGUUUCACAACAAGGCUGAGUUGUGGGAGGAGAUUGAGGCCAAGAUCAAUGCCGAGAAUGAGGUCCCCAUUCUGAAGACCUCCAAUAAGGAGAUCAGCUCCAUCCUGAAAGAACUCAGGAGAGUCCAGAGGCAACUUGAAGUCAUCAACACCAUUGUUGAACCUGGUGGGGGUCUUCAGACGGGAGCUGUGGGACCUGCAUCUCUUGCCCAGACUCGGCCUUCGUCCCAAGAGAAAAAAACUGCCACCAAGCCAGCGGCAACCCGAGCCCGCGGGAGUCCUCCUGCUUCCAACACCAAUGAAAGCACCAAGCGGUCACCUCGCCACCACAUGGCCUGA